Messenger RNA from Lepus europaeus (European hare), 1216 nucleotides. It is a transcript of the gene IFITM10, whose product is annotated as interferon induced transmembrane protein 10. Bases 1 to 762 code for a protein of 253 amino acids. The record is from RefSeq and is a predicted model, not a curated record. Gene Ontology annotation, cellular component: plasma membrane. NCBI's taxonomy places the organism in Eukaryota, Metazoa, Chordata, Mammalia, Lagomorpha, Leporidae. The transcript is spliced from 3 exons.
AUGGCGUCCCAGCCAGUGUCGCCGUGUGUGUCCCGCUGGGUGGCCGCGGCCGAGGGCCGGGGUCUGCGCGCGGCAGGUGCCUCAGCGAACUCGCCCCGCUGCCGGUUGCUGGGGUCUGCACACCCUGCGCGCGCCCAGGGCGCAAGGGCUGCGUUUCAGGCCCAGGGCCCCGGCCAGUGCCCAGCCCCGCUGGGAGCCCCGGCCAGCACCACGGACGGCGCCCAGGAAGGCCGAGGCCCCCUGGACGGGGCCUUUUGGAUCCCGAGGCCCCCGGCGGGCUCCCCCAAGGGCUGCUUCGCCUGCGUGUCCAAGCCCCCGGCUCUGCAGGCACCGGCGGUCCCCGGCCCGGAGCCCUCGGCCUCGCCCCCCAUGGCGCCCACCCUGUUCCCCAUGGAAUCCAAGAGCAGCAAGACGGACAGCGUGCGCGCGGCUGCCGCCCCCCAGGCCUGCAAGCACUUGGCCGAGAAGAAGACCAUGACCAACCCCACGACGGUCAUCGAGGUGUAUCCGGACACCACCGAGGUCAACGACUACUACCUGUGGUCCAUCUUCAACUUCGUCUACCUCAACUUCUGCUGCCUCGGCUUCAUCGCCCUGGCAUACUCCCUCAAAGUCCGGGACAAGAAACUUCUGAAUGACCUGAACGGAGCCGUGGAGGACGCCAAGACCGCCCGGCUGUUCAACAUCACCAGCUCGGCCCUGGCCGCGUCCUGCAUCAUCCUGGUCUUCAUCUUCCUGCGGUACCCACUCACCGACUACUGAGCCGGAGCGGCGCUCAGACACGUUUCUCAGCGUGACCCCGGACGUGCAGGCUCACAUGAGGGCCGGCAGAGAGGGGCUUCCGCCCUGGGUGCCCCAGGGGCUGUGAGCCGGCCCCAAGGCCUCUGGACGCCGACCCGCCCGGGGAGCAGCGAGCUUCGUCCCAGCCACCGCGCCGCCUCCUGACCUCUGCCUGUGCGGGGGCCCUGGGCUCCCCCUCCUCCGCCGUGCUGUGCACCCUGGCUGCCGGCGGCUGCCUGCCCUGCCCCGCGGGGCCCCCACCCAGGCUCCUGGGGCCCCCAGACCUGACACCCAGCAAGAAGGGCUUAUGUGGGAGCUCCCAGGACGGGAAGGCUACCAGCUUGGGCGUCACUGUCCCCCCACCCCGUCCCCGCCUCCUCUGAGCUGCAACCCUGCUCUGUACUCCUGUGAACGUCCAAUAAAACCCCGCCCAGCU